GAGUCACACAGACACAGGGCAGAGACAGCUCCGAACUCCGUCCCCGCAUGCGCCAGCCCCUCACGAACCCACCGCAUUCUCUGCCGCCAGCCCUCGUGGGCGCCGGGUUGCCACGGGAAGCGGUGCGCAUGCGCACGGACGCCUAAUGGAACGUGAGCCAGCCGGGUCCCCGCGUUACCCCUGGAAACCACCGGAGCCUGGCGAUUCGAGGGGAAAACGCCAGGCGAUUCAAGAUGGCGGAGGACCUGGACGAGCUCUUGGAUGAAGUCGAGUCCAAGUUUUGCACACCUGACCUUCUAAGACGGGGCGUGGUCGACCAGCCCAAAGGCUGCGACGGCGGCACACACAGUAGCGACCGGAACCAAGCCGAGGCGAAAGAGAAUCUCAGAUCAACAGAAACAUUUGAAAAAGAAGAUGAUCUUGACAGUCUUAUUAAUGAAAUAUUUGAAGAGCCCAACUUGGACAAAAAGCCCUCUAAAUUAAAAUCUAAAUCUUCAGGUAACACAUCUGUCAGAGCUUCCAUUCAAGGCCUUGGUAAAAGUUGCAGUCCAGUGUACCUUGGUGGAAGCUCUAUUCCAUGUGGGAUUGGAACAAAUAUUUCAUGGAGGAACAACAUGCCAGAAUUCCACAAAUUAAAAGCUAAGUUGGUAAAGAAGAAAGGAACACGGGCAUAUGCCUGCCAGUGUAGCUGGAGAACUAUUGAAGAAGUGACUGACCUUCAGACAGAUCAUCAGCUUCGCUGGGUUUGUGGUAAACAUUAAGAAUGCAGACUGCACAUUCGGACAGAUGCAUCCAUGAGAGCGGUCUCCGUGAAUCAUCAUCAUAUUUAGACAAUAGUCCCUAACAAUACCAUUCCCUGUGGGAAAAGGCAGUGAAUUUUAUUGAUACAACUACAUACAUUUUUGAAGACCAAAUGGACUAAGGAAGAUAAUGUAUUAUAACACUCUGGAAUUAUUCCUGAUAUAUGGAUGUUUCACUUUCUACAUUCUUUACUAAUGUGACAUCUACAUUCUUUACUAAUGUAGGCAUCUACAUUCUUUAUUAAUCUGUCUUCUGUUUAAUAGAGGUUUGAUUAUGGAGUUCCAUACAAAUAUCUAGUUUUUCAUUAGCAGCUGCAAUGUUGAUUGCUAAUACGUUUAGCAAAACAUUCCCCCACUUGUAGCAGUUAAAGUGGAUAAAGCCAGCCAGGGCAAAGAGGUCAUUUAGGAGUGUCUACAACACUCCAGUCAGAUCUCUUGUUACCAAAGAUCAUAAUUUAGACAUGGCAGAAACCAGGUAAUCAGUGGCUAACGGAAGGGUACUCAGGAGUAGUUACAGGUAUUUUGCAAAAACACUGCCUCAUGGCUGAUCUUACCUCAUGAACUCAAAGCAAUGUUAUGCACAAUAUUAAAUAUAUGUUACUAGUUUUAGCUUACUUUUCCCUCUUUUGUUCAUUUAACUAUUAAAAGUUAUUUUCUCUUUUGAAUAACCAAUAAUAUAUAAAAAGAGUUUGAUGCAUCCAAAAUCAUAAAAAUCCUAAUACAUACAGGUUAUUUUGUUGGAUUUACCAAGUACUUUCUAUCCUUUAAUGCCUAAAACUCCAUCAAGUGAAGUAAACAACAAGUAAUAUAAUUUUUCAGGCAGCCUGUGGUCUUUUCUGGUAGGAUCAGGUUAACAUAUCGUUUAUUAGGUGAGUAAGUGAAAAGACAAAGCAUAACUGAACCAGCAGGUAACCUAUUGGGCUUCUUCCUGACAUCACUGAGAUCUGAGGAGCCCUACAAUAGCAGCACAUUCAGGAAAUCAGAUCCCUCAAAAUUUCUAGUUCCCAACCCCAUUGAGAGAUUUUGGGAGCUUUCUAAUCUGCCACAAACCCUCUGCUACAUAUGUACUAUAUAGUUUAAAUGUGUGAUACAGAGCACACUGAAAGGGAGUAAUUGAAACAAAGUUAUAAUCUUCUUAGUCUUAUGCUAAAUUUAUUCCAGCCAUCCUACUGAAGGGAGGAAGAUCUGAUCAUUAGAAUCCUUUUCCUAGCCAUGACAUAUUUACAUACUUGUAAAAUUUACUGUAGUAAGUCUAGCAUUGCAACAGAAUAGAUCUUAUAAUGGCCAAUCCUAAUACUUUUGUAUUAAGGAUACCAUGACAGACUAAGCAUGGUGGCUAACGCCUGUAAUCCCAGCACUUUGGGAGGCUGAGGAGGGCAGAUCAGCUGAGGUCAGGAGUUCAAGACCAGCCUGGCUAACAUGAUAAAACACCAUCUCUACUAAAAAUACAAAAAUUAGCUGGGCGUAGUGGUGCAUGCCUGUAAUCCCAACUACUCAGGAGGCUGAGGCAGGAAAAUUUCUUGAACCUGGAAGGCGGACGUUGUGGUGAGCCAAGGUUGCACCACUGCGCUCCAGCCUGGACAACAGAGUGAGACUCUGUC
Macaca mulatta (Rhesus monkey) is the source of this 2401-nucleotide messenger RNA. It is a transcript of the gene CFAP418, whose product is annotated as cilia and flagella associated protein 418. The record is from RefSeq and is a predicted model, not a curated record. Gene Ontology annotation, cellular component: cytosol. NCBI's taxonomy places the organism in Eukaryota, Metazoa, Chordata, Mammalia, Primates, Cercopithecidae.